AACGGGCUGUCUCCAACGUUUCAUCCUCCGAACAUCUAUUACGCCUGAACCAUGAGGGAGAUCGUGCACAUCCAGGCCGGCCAGUGCGGCAACCAGAUCGGCGCUAAGUUCUGGGAGGUGAUCAGCGAUGAACAUGGCAUUGACCCCACUGGCACUUACCAUGGAGACAGUGAUCUGCAGCUUGACAGAAUCAGCGUCUACUACAAUGAGGCUACAGGUGGUAAAUAUGUCCCUCGAGCCAUCCUUGUUGAUCUGGAGCCAGGAACCAUGGACUCUGUGCGCUCAGGACCCUUUGGACAGAUUUUCAGGCCUGACAACUUUGUCUUUGGUCAAAGUGGUGCUGGCAACAACUGGGCAAAGGGCCAUUACACAGAAGGUGCUGAAUUGGUAGACUCUGUACUGGAUGUUGUAAGAAAAGAGGCAGAGAGCUGUGACUGCCUACAGGGCUUCCAGCUCACCCACUCUCUGGGUGGUGGAACAGGGUCUGGUAUGGGCACUCUUCUGAUUAGUAAGAUCCGUGAAGAAUAUCCUGACCGCAUCAUGAACACCUUUAGUGUUGUACCCUCUCCAAAGGUGUCUGAUACAGUGGUAGAACCAUACAACGCAACUCUUUCUGUUCAUCAGCUGGUUGAGAACACAGAUGAAACCUACUGCAUUGACAAUGAAGCACUCUAUGACAUCUGCUUCCGUACUCUCAAGCUUACCACACCAACUUACGGAGACCUCAAUCAUCUUGUUAGUGCUACAAUGAGUGGAGUCACUACCUGCCUCCGUUUCCCUGGCCAAUUAAAUGCUGAUCUUCGCAAACUAGCUGUCAAUAUGGUCCCCUUCCCACGUCUACACUUUUUCAUGCCUGGGUUUGCUCCCCUAACUAGCCGUGGUAGUCAGCAGUACCGUGCACUGACAGUGCCUGAGCUCACACAGCAGGUGUUUGAUGCCAAAAACAUGAUGGCAGCCUGUGACCCACGCCAUGGCAGGUACCUUACAGUGGCAGCUGUAUUCCGUGGACGUAUGUCCAUGAAAGAAGUAGAUGAGCAGAUGCUUAAUGUCCAGAACAAGAACAGCAGCUACUUCGUUGAAUGGAUUCCCAACAAUGUCAAGACAGCUGUAUGUGACAUACCACCCCGUGGCCUUAAGAUGGCAGUCACCUUCAUUGGUAACAGCACUGCCAUCCAGGAGCUGUUCAAACGCAUCUCAGAGCAGUUUACAGCCAUGUUCCGUCGCAAGGCCUUCUUGCAUUGGUACACAGGAGAAGGGAUGGAUGAGAUGGAAUUCACAGAAGCAGAGAGCAACAUGAAUGAUCUGGUCUCAGAGUAUCAGCAGUAUCAAGAUGCUACUGCUGAAGAAGAGGAAGAUUUCAAUGAAGAGGCUGAAGAAGAAGCCUAGACUCUUCCCACUGUUGCUAAAAUUUCUUUGUCACGUUUCUCCCUUCAUUCUCAGGCUGAGAAAGAUUUGUACCGAAGAGUAGCAUUUGUUUUAUAUUCAUAUUUUUUCCAUUUCCUUUUUUUCUUAGUUGUUUUGUUGUCUGUAUUUCACAUUUCUCUUCUAUUCCCCUUUUCUGUGUUCUGCUUGUCAGUAAAGGUAGGUUGCCUUUUAAUUGGGGUAAACCGUUUGCUAAGGUUUUACAAGUAGGUCUUUGGUCUCAACAUGCAGUAAUCUGCCUUUGGGUUUUAGAUAAGAGGACAUUAACACCCAUUGUGAAUUCCAUCUUUCUUUGGCCUAAUAACAUGAUCAUACUUGUGGCUUGGUGCUGGUUUCUACAGCUACAUUUGGGUUACAGUGCAAACCUCUGUUUAGUCCCAUGGGACUUUACAAAACCCUGGCAGACAUUGCUUCUCAUCUGUGCUUUUGCAGAUCACAGUCAAGUGUUUGGUGUCCAUUCUCACAUUUUCUCAAGUUAUUAUAAUGGAAUGAUUUAGUAAGUGUAACUGCAACUCCCAUCAUAUUGUUCCCAGAUUAAACUAGUGCCAUUGAUAUGGUUCAAUUUUGGUCAUGUUCGUGUAAAUCUAAGUAUUUAAAAUACCUUACUACUUCCAAUUAUACUAUACACAGCUGUUUCAAUGUUUAUCAAAUGCACUUAAUGCCCUUUAUUGAGAACAGUAUUGGUUGAAUUGGUUAGCUAUAAGCUACAUAAAUUAUGUAGGCCAACUAUCCUUUGGGUAACUGACAUGGGUCAUACUACCUGCAGUUGUAUGUAAAAAAGUGCUCUGCCUUUUACUUAACUGGAAAUGUGCGGAAUAAUGCUAGCGAACCUCACACAGUGAUUAGGGAUUAUUCCUUUUUCUCCUCUUAACUAUGCUCUUCAGAUUUUCUUACAUUACAUCCUUUUUUCUUCUCUCUUUCCCAUACCGUUAUUUUUAUUUUACUGUUUUUUCAUAUUGAAAAGAACACAAGCCUGUGACAGAAAAAAAAAUAAUAAAACCCCUUUUUUUAA
Messenger RNA from Xenopus laevis (African clawed frog), 2434 nucleotides. RefSeq names its product tubulin beta class I L homeolog (gene tubb.L). NCBI's taxonomy places the organism in Eukaryota, Metazoa, Chordata, Amphibia, Anura, Pipidae. Gene Ontology annotation, biological process: microtubule-based process. Gene Ontology annotation, molecular function: GTP binding; structural constituent of cytoskeleton; GTPase activity. The record is from RefSeq and is marked provisional. Gene Ontology annotation, cellular component: cytoskeleton; microtubule.